Molecule: messenger RNA, 8001 nt
Organism: Oldenlandia corymbosa var. corymbosa
Lineage: Eukaryota; Viridiplantae; Streptophyta; Magnoliopsida; Gentianales; Rubiaceae
Source: the annotation of a GenBank genome assembly
AUGGCCACCCUUUCUGAAGCUCGAGGAGUCAAGUCCCUCAACACUGGCCCGGGAAAGAAACGGUUUAAACAUAAGAAGUUGGCUCAAAGGUUUGCGGAGAUUGACAUAGAUGUGUACCGGAAUUAUUCAGACCCUAUGAAAGAUGAGCCUUCUGAAGGUUCCACGUUUUUCCGGGAUUGCCUUAUUGAAUGGAGGGAACUAAAUACUGCUGAAGAUUUUAUUUCAUUUUAUCAAGAAACAUUUCCCUUGGUGCAAACUCUGCCACAAAUUAUAGUACAAAAGGAAGAAAUACUCUCCAAACUCCUAUCUCGACUACAAAUGAAAUGCAGACUAUCACUUGAGCCAAUACUCAGGUUGAUAGCUGCACUAUCCAGAGAUCUUUUGGAGGACUUUUUGCCGUUUCUCCAUCAAAUUGUAAAAUCUUUAGUAUCUCUUCUCAAAAGUGGUGCCGAUAGGGAGCCAGAGAUAGUUGAGCAGAUCUUCACAUCGUGGUCAUCUGUAAUGAUGUUCCUACAGAGAUAUCUGAUAAAGGAUGUUGUUCACGUUAUAAAUGUUACAGUGAAAUUGAGGUAUUAUCCACAUGAUGAUGUACAAAGAUUAAUGGCAGAGUCCAUUGCGUUCUUAUUGAGGAAUGCCCCUGUCGAGCAGGUUAUAAAAGGUAUUAGGAGAAUUAUGAUUGAAGUCGUGAAGAAACCAUCAGCUACAAGAAAAUAUGGUGCAUCUGAAUUAUUGUUGUAUGUUAUGCGAGGAACAUCAUCAACAUUGCAUUCUAGGGCUUCAGUUUUGUUGGGAUUUUUACUAGAGAAGUCCUUCUAUGGAAGUGGUGAUGAACUCUUGGAAGAUUCCGAACCUUUUGCUGAAGUUCUCAUCUCUACUUUCGAGGCAUUGAGUAAUAACUUGGGGCCCGUGGCUCUGCAUAUGUUGUGGGAUUGCUUAUAUGGUGAAAUUGUGAAAUCAAUAAGCAACGGAUACUCGGAGCAUCUCAGUCGACUCCUUUCUCUUCUUGUUUGUAUUGUUCGGAAUGGAUAUAUGAAGAAAGUCAAUGAUUAUAAACCUAUUUGUGAGCUGCUCAGUUUGCAAUUGCAAACUUAUGUUACACGUGAUUCCAAGACUGGGGAACCUGCAAUGAAUGUACUAGUGAACAGAGUUUAUCAGUUGUUGAUUUCCAUCAUAGAUGGCCUCAGAGAUGAUGCUCUUGCUGAGAUGUCAUGCCUGUGCGGUCCAUUAUUUAGCUUAAAAACUACCAGUUUGCUGAUUUUCCUAAGAGACCUUGUGUUAAGAGAUUCGGACAUUCUCAAAGUCUUCAGGAUCAACAUUGUUAGUGCCUUGAAUGAUUUGGUAGACCUGUCAGAGGAGGAAACAGUAUACCUACUCCUACGACUCAUUGAGAAUCUUCAAAUGCCUUGUUCCAGUUUCUUAGAUGGGAUAACCAAAGAAAGGAUGUCAAAAAUCUGCGGCUUUGUUCGAAAUACAAUCAUUGAUUGGAUAGGAAUGAUAAGAGAUACAGUUGGCCGGGAUUUUUCUUCGUCGCAGUUUGCAGAUAGUCGAUUGGCUCUCCUGUGGGGCGCUAUUAAAUGCUAUCCUCAUGUGUCCAUGGGUCAGGCUAAUCCGUCGUUACUGUUAGACAUCAUAAAUGCACUGGAUGAGCUUCUGAUGGCGGAAUCUGAUUCAAGUUUAUACCGGAGCAAUUGGCAGAGCCUUAUUGGUGCUGCUUUAGGUUCUUGGAAGGACAUAGUCUGCAGCAAUGGAGUUGUUGACGAGGAGUUUCUAGUAAGCAAAUUGCUUGAUCUUUCCAAAAAACACCGCACAUGCUCUCAGAUACUGGGGCCGAUAGCUGAUAUCCUGGAUUCAAUUUUUGGAUUGUCAACCCAGGUUGGUACUAACCACAGAAGGUACCAUCCCCUACUUCAAGAGUCAGAGACUAGCGAUGCACUAGAUCUGUAUGUAGAAAAUCUUUGCCACUUUGAUCCAUUGCUUCGGAAAGCGACACUUAGAAUUUUAUGCCACUAUGAACCUCUGAAGAUGGAAUCCUCUCUGAAAGGACACUCGAAUGAUGAAGACAAUGAAAAUGUUUUGCCGAAGAUUGAUGUUCAUGACCAGGUUCUUGAGGAUCUUCUUGCUGUUGAAGCAAUUGACCUUUCAACUACAAGUAGGAAAGGUGAACUUCUAUUGUCCAGGAUUCAGAGGAAUGUAUCUUCGAAAAGGAUAAAUGAGACUUAUGUCCCAGCUCUUUUGUAUGGUAUGAUUGGUAUCUUCCAUAAGCAGUUCAGUAAAUUCUGGGACCCAGCAAUGGAGUGUCUUAGUCUUCUGAUAAGCCAGCAUUUUCGAAUAGUAUGGGACCGAUUUAUUCGGUAUAUGGAUCGUUGUGAAUCGAUGUUUCUGACAUCUCCUGAUGACUUUGGCAGACAUGGUCCUGAUGGAAUGAAUUUGCCAAGUGAUUUGGUUGGAUACUUCAAGUCUUUUGUCAGUUCACAAUCUUGUAGCCAGCAAAGUGUUACGGUUUUUUCAUUGCUGAUCAAGUCACUACAAAGAGUUCCAUCUCUUGUCGAAUCUCAUUCAGAGCAAUUGAUACCUUUAUUUUUGAAGUUUCUGGGCUAUCAUGUCACGGAUUUGACGAGUGUGGAGUUGUGUAAAUUACAAUGCUCUAAGCGUAAAGAAUGGAAGGAGGCUCUUAAAGAGUGGUUAAACUUAUUCAAAUUGAUGCGGAAACCAGAAUCAUUACAUUGCAGUCACUUGUUAAAAAAAGUUUUGGAAUAUAGGCUUCUUGAUGAAACUGAUCCUGAAGUACAGUCAAAGGCUCUUGAUUGUCUUUUGAACUGGAGAGAUGAAUAUUUAGUGCCUUAUGGUCAGCAUCUGAAGGAUCUGAUUAAUGCAAAGAAUCUGCGAGAGGAGCUAACAACUUGGAGCUUAUCCAGGGAAUCAAAUCAAAUUGAUGACAAAUACAGGAAAUUUAUUGUGCCUAUCAUUCUCAGGAUAUUGGUUCCAAAAGUUAGAAAACUAAAAGGUCUAGCCUCUAGAAAGCAUGCUAGUGUACAACAGAGAAGGGCAAUACUUGGAUUCUUAGCAGAGCUUGAUGUGGAUGAACUUCCUCUGUUUUUUGCCUUGUUGAUAAAUCCCCUGCGAAUUACUUCAGAUGGAGCCAAUGUGACCCAAAAAUGGGUCAUUAUGUCACAGGAAAGCAUUCUUGAGGAAUUUGGAUUAUUCAACAAGGAAUUUACUGUGGAAAGUGUAAAGCUUAUAUCUUGGAGGAAAAGAUUUGGUUUCUUGCAUGUGGUUGAAGAGGUUUUGUCUGUAUUUGACGAGUCACGGGUUAAUCCUUUUCUUGAUCUACUAAUGGGCUGUGUUGUACGGAUAUUGGAAAGCUGCCCGGCUGCUGAACCUAAGGAUCUAUCUCAAAUUGAUUCUGACAUCAAUGAUCGUGCUUCUCAGGAUGAUACUGAUGCUGAGAAGAACAUAACGAGGGACAUGGCCGUGAAACAAUUCAAGGAAUUGAGAUCCUUAUGCUUAAAAAUAAUAUCUUCAGCAAUUGUCAAAUAUGAGAAUCAUGAAUUUGGUUCUGAUUUUUGGAAUCAUUUCUUCAUAGCACUGAGAUCAUUAAUUUUGCACUUUAAGCAAGUCGGUGCAAGCAGCGAGAAGCCGAGUUCAUUGUUCUCUUGCUUCCUUGCUAUGAGUAGAAACUUCAAGCUGGCCCCCUUAUUGACUAGGGAGAAGAAUCUCGUUCCUGAUAUAUUUUCAAUGUUGGAGGUCAAAACAGCAUCUAACGCGAUUAUAUUGUCUGUUUUCAAGUUUGUGGAAAACUUGCUUAAUCUUGCUCUUGAGCUGAGGACUGAAGAAAAUUCUGUUGAGAAAGUGUUGCGCCCACACCUGAAUGUGCUUGUCUCUUGUUUGCACCAGCUGUUUACUCGUGGAAAUGGGAAAAAAAGGAAUCUUUCAGGGAUUGAGCUCAGGGUAUUGGACUUGUUAUCUCGUUACAUAAAAGAAACUCUUGAAGCAAAGAUGUUUCUGGAUAUAUUGCUUCCACUUCUGGAUAAGAAAUCCUGGAACUCUGAUUCAUACUUGGAAAUUUUAAAGAUCAUUCAACAUGUAAUUGAAGUUGUUGGAAGUGAAGAUAGUCCGAGAAUACUAUCUGCAGUUCAAAACUUGCUUACUUUUGCUGAGCUGGAAGUCAGGAAAUCCAUUUGUGAUGUUCUUAAUGCUCUUGCUAAAGUUGAUUCGGAUGUUCUAUUUGUGGCCAAGCUUUUAACUGAAUUGAAUGCUAUAUCUGCAAUCGAAAUAGACUCCCUUGAUUAUGAUAAGAUUAUCGGUGCUUAUGAAAAAAUCAAUAGAAACUUUUUUUGUACUGUAUCGAGGCAGCAAGCAUUGAUCGUGUUGUCUCAUUGUGUGUAUGACAUGUCAUCUCAAGAGUUGAUUUUGAGGCAAAGUGCGUACCGUUUGUUGCUUUGCUUUGUUGAAUUUGCUGCGGAAAUUCUGGAGGAAAAGAUUAAAUCUGAUAAAGGGUGGACUAAAGAGCUUGUUGAGAAAAAUAUGAAGAAUUUUCUUUUGAAGCAUAUGGGAAAUGCUAUGAGAAAAGAAACUUCUAUUCAAAAGGUUUGGAUUGAUUUACUUCGAGAAAUGGUCUUGAAGCUCCCCGACGUGGUUAAGCUCAAAUCCUGUAUAACUUUGCUCAAUCAAAAUCCAGAAAAAGAUUUCUUUAGCAACAUUAUUCACUUGCAGAAACACAGAAGGGCUAGGGCUUUGUCUUGGUUUACACUGGCCAACAGUUCAGGAAAUCUUCCUGAGGAUGUUACCGAAAAAGUGUUUCUGCCACUUUUCUUUAAUUUAUUAUUUGGUGUACAAGAAGGGAAAGGUGAAAAUGUACGCAGCGCAUGUCUGAAUGCCAUUGCAUCAAUUGCUGGCUGUAUGAGCUGGAGAGAAUAUUACAAAUUACUUAUGCAUUGUUUUCGAGAUUUGACUGCAAAGCGAGAGAAGCAGAAGAUUUUAUCAAGAUUGAUCAGCUGUAUUCUGGACAAUUUUCAUUUCUCAGGAACUUGUAUGAUUAAUGAGCCCAAGGAUAGUGCAGAAGAUUUGGUUUCUGAAAGUUCCAAAAUGGGGUCUUAUGGUACUGAGUUGGGGCAAGAAUCCACGAUACAGACUUGUAUUCACAAACAGAUGCUUCCUAAGGUACAAAACUUGCUGAUAUCUGAUCCCAAUAAUGUCAAUGUCACUGUCUGCCUGGUUGCUCUUAAACUACUUAGAUUACUCCCGGGUGAAAUUAUGGAGUUGCAGCUUCGUAGCAUUAUUCAGCGCAUUUGUAACUUUCUUACAAAUCGGCUGCAAAGUGUUCGGGAUGAGGCUAGAUCUGCGCUGGCUGCUUGUAUAAAGGAGUUAGGACUGGAGCACCUACAAUUUAUUGUCAAAAUUUUGAGAGGCACUCUUAAGAGGGGAUUUGAAUUGCAUGUUCUUGGUUUUACUCUCCAUUUUGUGCUGUCAAAGUUUAUUACAAACUCUAAAGUUGUGACAUUAGAUCAUUGUCUGGAAGAUCUUCUUGCUAUAAUAGAAAAUGACAUACUUGGUGAUGUUUCUGAGGAGAAAGAGGUGGAUAAAAUUGCUUCAAAGAUGAAAGAGACAAGGAAGCAGAAGUCCUAUGAAACGCUUCGAUUGAUUGCACAAAAUGUCACAUUUAGUCUUCAUAUAAAAGACCUUCUUUCUGUCAUUACAGUUCAUUUGCAGAAGUCGCUGACUCCGAAACUGAAGUCUAAACUGGAGAAAAUGCUUAACCAUAUUGCAGCUGGUAUUGAAUCUAAUCCUUCUGCCGACCACAAACAGGUAUUCACAUUUGUGCAGUAUGAGCUUGAAAAGGCAAUUGGGUCUAAUGCAGGGAAGCAAGAUGGAGGUGUAGGGGAUACCUCUAAUAUUCACUCAGAUAAGGUAGUUGAUGUUGGAAGCAGACAUUCUCACCUUGUUACUGUUUUUUAUCUCGGAUUGCUUCAAAAACGUAUCACAAGAAAGAAAGUGGAUAGAAGUGAUAAGGAACACCUGUCAAUGUUAGACCCUUUUAUUAGCUUGUUAAGUAAUGGUUUGAGUUCGAAGUAUGAGACUGUUGUAUCUGCAUCCCUAAACUGCCUUUCUUCUCUGGUAACUCUGCGUCUUCCAGCCUUUAAAAUCGAGGCUGACAAGAUUAAGAAAUCUUUGUUACUUAUUGCUCAAAGUUCAUGGAAUGCUGGCAGUCCUUUGAUGGAGUCUUGCUUGAGGUUGCUGACUGUGCUGAUACGCAGGCCUUAUGUUUCAGUUUCAGAUGAUCAAUUGCAGAUGUUAGUUCAAUUUCCGGUCUUUGUUGACUUAGAAAGAAAUCCAUCUUUUGUGUGCCUUUCACUUCUAAAGGCCAUAGUGAGAAAGAAACUGAAAUUUUCUGAGGUAUAUAAACUUGUCAAGCGGGUUGCGGACCUGAUGGUAACAUGUCAAGUGGAACUAAUUCGGAAAAAAUGUAGUGAGAUUAUACUUCUGUUUUUGGGUGGCUAUAAGCUCUCGGAUAAACUUUUGCAAGAGUAUCUUGAUUUGUUUCUUUCAAAUCUAAGUUAUGAACAUUCUUCCGGAAGAGAAGCUGUCCUUGAAAUGAUCCAUGCUGUCAUCGUGACGUUUGACCAGAAGAAACUAGAUGAAAAAUCGCAAACAAUCUUUGUUCACCUUGUGGUUUCCUUGGCCAAUGACCAUGAUUAUAAGGUUCGAUCCAUGACUGGUGCUGCUAUAAAACUUCUGAUUAAGAGAGUGAACGAUGGUCCACGUAAAUCCAUUCUUGAAUACAGUCUAUCCUGGUAUAUGGGUGAUAAACAGCAUCUCUGGAGUGCUGCUGCACAGGUACUGGGUUUGCUGGUAGAAGAAGUUACCGAGCAAGACUUUAAGGAAUAUAUCAGCCAUGUCUUUCUGGUGUUGAGAAGAAUUAUGAAGUCUGGUGUCGUUUUUCUUUUGAACGGACAGCUAGAUAAAUCAAACGAAUCAGCAGCUCCCUUCUGGAAGGAGGCUUAUUAUUCACUGAUUUUAUUGGAGAAGAUGUUGCACAAAUUCCAGACCUUAUGCAAUGAAAAGGAUCUUGAGGACUUAUGGGAGAUGAUUUGCGAGUUCCUACUGCACCCGCACUCAUGGCUGCGUAAUAUAUCAAAUCGUCUUAUCACCUUGUGUUUCAAGAACAUAACUAAAAUUGAAGAAGAGACACAUUCACUCACAAUACAUACACUCACAAGGCCAAGUAGACUGUUCUUCAUUGCUGCUUCUCUUUGCUGCCAACUAAGAGCGCAGACAACAGAUGAUUCUGCAAGAAUCCUGAUUGCUCGUAAUCUGGAUUUUGCAAUUGUUCGCUUGCAUUUACUCCUAGGACAGAGUGGACAUGUGGAUUUUCUGGAAUUCUGGUCUAAUCUUGAAGAUACUGAGCAAAGUUAUCUUUUUAGAGCUUUCCAUGUUCUCGAUCCAAGUAAGGGAAAAGGCACCCUUGCAUAUCUCAGCUCUAACAGUAGUGAGCCACAUGAUGAAAAAACCAAUAACUCUGAACAUAUUCUUGUUUCCCUUCUGCUCAAAAAGAUGGGAAAGAUAUCCCUUCAAAUGGAGACUGCACAGACAAAAGUUGUCUUCAAUUGUUUCAAGUCAAUUUCUUCGACACUUUUAGGACAAUACUCAAAUGCAACACCAAUUUUUGAGGAUGAUGGGCAUUAUGCAUAUCAGAUCCUGCUGCCUUUAUACAAAGUCUGUGAAGGAUAUUCAGGGAGAGUGCUUUCAGAUGACGUAAAGCAAGCAGCACGAGAGGUUUGCGAGAGCAUUCAAAAGGACAUGGGAGUCCAGAACUUUGUCCAAGUUUACAGUCAGAUACGGAAAAAUCUGAAAGCAAAGAGGGAUAAGAGGAAACGAGAAGAAAAGCUUAUGGCAGUGGUAAAUCCUGUGCGGAAUGCUAAGAGAAAGCUAAGGCUUGCAGCCAAACAUCGUGCUUACAAGAAAAGAAAAAUCAUGUCUAUGAAGAUGGGGAGAUGGGUUUGA